AUGCCUCGUGCCGUCAAGGGAGUCCUGAUCGAAUGCGACCCAUCCGUCAAAGCCAUCAUUCUCAAGUACGACGAGGAGAGACAUGACUAUAUCGUCGAGGACCUUGACGAUGAUCGCCACCUAGUCAUCAAGGAAAGUCAGUUGCUCAAUUUGAAGGCUAGGUUGGGAAGGGAAUUGGAUGAGAAGGUCAUGCAGCCAGAAGAGUCGGAAUCAGAAUGA
Messenger RNA from Paecilomyces variotii, 219 nucleotides. RefSeq names its product putative DNA repair protein Rex1. The transcript has 3 exons. The coding region runs from base 1 to 219 and encodes 72 amino acids. Gene Ontology annotation, cellular component: transcription factor TFIIH holo complex; transcription factor TFIIH core complex. The record is from RefSeq and is a predicted model, not a curated record. NCBI's taxonomy places the organism in Eukaryota, Fungi, Ascomycota, Eurotiomycetes, Eurotiales, Thermoascaceae. Gene Ontology annotation, biological process: transcription by RNA polymerase II; transcription initiation at RNA polymerase II promoter; nucleotide-excision repair, preincision complex assembly.